Molecule: messenger RNA, 1596 nt
Organism: Chelonoidis abingdonii (Abingdon island giant tortoise)
Lineage: Eukaryota; Metazoa; Chordata; Testudines; Testudinidae
Product: maestro heat-like repeat-containing protein family member 1
Cellular component (GO): cytoplasm
Source: RefSeq, a predicted model, not a curated record
AUGUUCCAGGCUGGCUCGGGCCGAUUCUGGAAUAACUACACAACAGAAAUGCUCCUCUACGUGGAAGAUCACAAGACCUGCUUCUGCCAGAGGGAGUGGGAGCAGCAGCUGCUGCAGUUCCUGGAAGACCUUCUCUUCCUCAUCUCGGACCAUACCUGGCUGGGCUGUUUCAUCACUAGUAUCAGACGCCAGCUGUCCCACAUCGACAUGCGGCCCAGUGACAAGAGCUUUCUCUACAAGUGCUGGGGCACUGUGCUGAUGUUAUCUCCAGAAGAGAGCGUCAAGCCCCAGCUAUGGCGUCUGGUGGAGAUGGUCAAUUUCCGAGAAGAAGAGGAAAGAGAGGGAUUUGCCCGAGCACUUGGGCUGUGUGCCAGGAAACACCUGUAUGAGAUUUUUGCCAUCCUGGAGCACUGGGAAGAGGUCGUCAGCAGGGUGCAGCCCCAGCCUUCUGCUGCUGGCUCUCUGGAGGAGCCACCUUCCAUUGAGCAGCUGAGAAGCCUCCUGCUCCUCACCUAUGGGCAUGUGGUCCACUCAGUCCCCACAGAUCUCUUCCUAGAGACCAUAGGCUACAAGAUCCUGUCUCCCAUGCGGAAACACUAUUUUCUGAGCCCACAUGACUCGCUGGUGAGAUCUGCGUUUGUGAGAAGCCUCGUGCUGGUGGGUGAAGCUGUCACCCAAGUGAGCAGGAUUCCCUUGGUGAGCCAGGACACAUACACCGUGCUGUCCCCCCUGCUGGAGAUCCUCAGAUGCAAGGACCGGGCCCGGCUGCAGAGCCCCGACCACAAGUGUGCCCUGCUGGCCAUCUCAUACAUAGGGAAAUUCCAGCCUCGCCUGUCUAAGGAACAGGUGGCUGAGACCAUCAGCACUUGUAUCACCAGCUCCAUGAUUCAGCGUCCAACCCUGGCGAAGCUGAGAGGGACUACGGUGGCAGAAAGCUCCGCUAUCCGGGCAGAGUCUCUCCAAGAACUGCCCUGGGAGGGCCUGGAUCAUGUGCUGCAGACAUUCCUGGAACAGCACCUGACUCCCACCACGCUACUGCAUCUGUUUCUGCACUUGCAGCCAUGGAUCUGCUCUCCCCGGGCCCAGGAGAGGACCCGAGCUGUGAGAGCCAGCGCCCGGCUCUUCAUGUUUUAUCGAUUCAAGGCCAUCACCGAGGACCUGAAACCCAUGACAGAGCAGGGCUACAUGGCCGGGCUGCUGACAAGCCAGGCCUUCGAUGCUGAGGAGGCCACUCGAUACUGGGCAUCUCAGGCUCUCUACUGGCUCUUCACGCCUUGCAAAGCCGUCGUGUACAGCAAGACAGGGGCGGUGGUGACUGUGCUGAGCAAGGCGCAGAAGGAUGCCAGCUGCAGAGAGAGCCCUGCCCAUGUUGCUAUGCUCAUCGCGGAACACCUGCAGUCCCGUGACCUCAUGCCCUUCAGCUUCACCUUGCUGGUGGGCCUGCUGGAGAAGGGGGAGUGUGCUGAGCUGCUGGCGGGCGUCCUGGAGGCGGUGCUGAGACAGCAAAAACCAGAGCUACAGGGCCAAGUAAUGGCUGGGCAUUGGACAUCUCGGGCAGCUCCAUCUUGCCCCGUGCCUAGAAUUCCUGGGGCCUGA